Anopheles nili is the source of this 5424-nucleotide messenger RNA. RefSeq names its product guanine nucleotide exchange factor subunit Rich (gene Rich). The record is from RefSeq and is a predicted model, not a curated record. Gene Ontology annotation, biological process: intracellular protein transport; retrograde transport, endosome to Golgi. The coding region runs from base 1 to 4890 and encodes 1629 amino acids. The transcript has 13 exons. Gene Ontology annotation, cellular component: cytosol; Ric1-Rgp1 guanyl-nucleotide exchange factor complex; Golgi membrane. Gene Ontology annotation, molecular function: protein binding. Lineage: Eukaryota; Metazoa; Arthropoda; Insecta; Diptera; Culicidae.
AUGUAUUUCUCAAUAGGGUGGCCGCGGGUGCUAAAUAAUGGUCCACACCGCAGUAUCCAGAAAGUUGUGUGCGAUCGUGUCAAGAUUCUCUUUGCGGUUCUGGCCGAAGAUGCCAUUUCUAUAUGGUAUUCAAAGCCUUGUGUUCCAAUUACAACAAAAGUACGAAAUUUCGAAUGUUUGGAAAAGUACGGUUUCAAUACCAAUGUGGAAUGGAAGCCGGAUUCCAGCAUGAUUCUAGUAACUACGGCAGGUGGAUCUUUGUUCAUGUACACGCUCAUUGUGAAUGAUACUCCAAAAGGAGUUUAUAACCAGAAUGAUUCUCCUUUCACUAAUCUACGUCGAGAUAGUGCAGAGCUGUUUUUAAAAGAAAACAUUCCCUGCUUAAAGCUGUCACUAACGCACCGGAUAUGUCUGUACGCUCCAAUAUGUUGCAUUUCGUGCAUUAACGUGAAUCAAAUUGUGAUUGCAACUGAAGAGGGUCGCAUCGUCCGUCUUAACUGGGAGGGCGCAGAGGAACGUGAUUAUGCUCUCGACCUGAAACGAAUCCCAUUUAGUGUUAAUCAACAAGUUAGUUAUGCUGUUCCGAUUUUGGAUAAAAAUGUGUUUGUUGCGUCAAUUGAUUAUUCGCCCCUUCUUUGCGGAUUUGGAAUAACGUUGAAUGAUGGGCGUGCCGCCUUCCUCACGGCAAACAAUACAAAAUUCGAUCCUAACCAAGUACAAGGAAUCUGGUGCCAAAACGUGGAUGAUGCAACGUGUACCGUCAUUAAUCACAAAUAUCGCUUGAUUGCAUACGGGAGAAGAAAUUCCCAAACAAAUAUGUACGUCAUCGAUGAUCUGACCGGUGGAUUGGAAUUGUCGCAUAAGUUGUCGCUUAGUGCGAAGGAUUUUCCUGGAUCGCCGGGCUACGUACGAGACAUGAAAUGGACUCCCGAUGGGUGUGCCAUUAUCGUUGCAUGGGCAAAUGGUGGCAUAUCACUGUGGAGCACGUUUGGUUCACUAUUGCUUUGCUCCCUUGCUUGGGAUUAUGGAUUGCAUGUGGAUUUAGCCAAAAAUGAUCCUUUCAACGUCAUUAGCAUGGAUUGGUCAACUGAAGGAUACCAGUUGCUUAUGGUACGGCAGAUUAACGAAAAAACUGGUGUCUUAGCAAAUGGAACGAACGAUGAGAAAGCCAACGCCACAAUGGACCCUUCGACAGGUGAAGCAUCCAACGUUCCAGUACCUAUGCCAACUACCCUACUUGUUCAACUAGAUUUUGUUAAAAGCAUUCUAACGAUCAACCCAUGCAUGAGCAACAACUCAUUUCUGCUGCUUCAAGGAGAUGACAAAUUGUACAUCAAUCAUGGAGACGUAUUGCAAAAUGUAUAUCCUGCACAUAAAUCUACUUAUGAUGCAACCGAUGGAAAUAACGUUUACUCCAACAAAGCAGAUAGGUUGAGCAAAGAAUCAACAUACACACCCUCAGGAGAUCCCGAUCCAGUGAAUGCCGCCAGCGAUAACUACCUGAAAUUUAACAGUGUUUUGUCAGAAAGCAAACAUUGGGUCAUCUUGAAUCUCCCUACAGAUUAUAUUUCUUCCAAUUGGCCGAUUCGGUAUAGUGCCAUAGACAGUUCCGGCAUGAAUGUUGCCGUUGCGGGACGUACCGGUGUGGCGCUGUAUUCGUUCAAUACCAGAAAAUGGAAACUCUUUGGCAAUGAAACUCAGGAAAAGGAUUUUGUCAUCACUGGUGGAUUACUCUGGUGGAAAGAAUUCAUUAUAAUGGGCUGCUAUUCCCUCAUUGGAUUUCAUGAUGAGUUACGCAUCUACUCCAAGGAAAAUAAGCUGGACAACCGGUUUGCAGUAAUUACGAAAAGUGCUAGCCCGGUGAUGUUGAUUAAUUUAUCGCGCGAUCAAUUGGUUGUUUUUACAUCCGACGGACAUGUUUCCGUAUUUGCCCUUGAACAAACUACCGAAGGCUACGAUGGAAGCGAUCAGCAUAGAGUGAAGCUGAUGAAGAUUCAUAUCUAUGACAUUAAAAAUGUAUGCAUUCAUCCUGCUUGUGUUAUUUCGGUGCUCAUGACGAGUUUGAAGCAUGAAAGUGUAGGACCAGGAGGCAUGAUGAGACCAAACAACUACGAAAAUUCUCUCUCGGAGACGCUCAUUAUGAACGUGUCUGGUCGUGUGCUCAUGGUUCAAACAGACCAUCAGCAACAACACCACAGUCAUCAUGGUAACAGUAGUGCCAACAGUCAACUGACAUCAUCGUGUUUGGCUUCGUCAGUCGAAUGUAUCUGGGUGUCCGAGUCCAGCAAGACACACAUUAAAGAAUCUCUUUGGCUCUAUUGCGGUGGAUAUGGCAUGCGCGUUUGGUUGCCGGUAUUUCCGCGCACAGGCGAAACCGGAUCUCGUAGCCUUCGGCAUACGUUCAUGAGCAAGAGAAUAAUGCUAUCGUUUACAUUGAAAAUAUACCCGUUGGUAAUAUUGUUUGAGGACGCCAUCAUACUUGGAGCGGAAAAUGAUACACUACUCUAUACGAGCGAUCCGUUGGUUUAUUUUUCAUUGCCGUACAAUGCGCUUAAGCGCACGAGUCAAGUGUACUUGCAUCAAAUAUUGCGCCAACUUAUUCGCCGUAAUCUUGGGUAUAAUGCAUGGGAAAUUGCACGUUGUUGUACCGAUUUGCCCUACUUUCCGCAUUCCUUGGAGUUGUUGCUGCAUGAAGUGCUCGAGGAAGAAGCGACCAGCAAAGAACCCAUCCCUGAUGCGCUACUUCCGAGCGUGCUAGAAUUCAUUCAGGAAUUUCCCGUCUAUCUGCAGACCGUUGUACAAUGCGCACGCAAGACGGAGAUCGCCCUUUGGCCGUAUCUGUUUUCGAGCGCUGGCAAGCCUAAAGAGCUGUUUCAAAAGUGUAUGGCCGCCCGGCAAUUGCAUACAGCAGCGAGUUAUUUGAUUAUUUUACAGAAUCUUGAACCAUCAUCCGUGAGCAGGCAGUAUGCGACGCUUUUGCUCGAUACGGCACUCGAACAGCAGGACUGGCCAUUGGCAAAAGAUUUGGUACGUUUUCUUCGAGCAAUUGAUCCCAAUGAUGUCGAAUCACCGCGCUCGUCGUACAUAUUUGGGAACAAGUUCGGAGGAAUUAUUACUGCUGGUCCUCCGGCUCCGAAUGCGGAAGAUUUGAGCCUUAUUCUCGGUAGUAGCAUGGCGAGAGGACGUAGCUUUUCCACUACCAUUCCUUACCCAAAAUCAAGUGACGGCACUGCGACAGUAGUAAAUAAGGAAAUGAACAUCAUGUUCAACAGUCCAACUCCUGCUGCAGUGCAGCAAGGUAAUGGCGUAUCGAACCAAAACAAUGAAUCCGCAGAUCGUCAGAUUCUACGACGCAAAAAAAGUGUGCCAAAUACUCUUAAAGAAUGUGACUCCUCGACGGCAGAAGAAUUUUUCAUCGAUGUGGUGCUGCAAAGACAUGCAAGAAGGUUCUUGCAGCUACGUAAACUAGAAGAUCUUGGAUACAUGAGUGCUACUCUCGAUUUUCAUCUCGUCGGUUGGCUUAAUCGCGAAAAAGAUCGUGCAGCUCGGAUAGAGGACUUUGUGUGUGCCUUGAAGACACUGCAUGAUGAACUCGAUUGGCCGAAACCGUGCCUCGAUUUGACACUGCUACCAAGCCCGCUUGGGUCGGCUCAUUUGCAUACCGAAUCGUCAUCAUCGCCUUUCUCGAAUCAAUCAAAUACAUCUCCCAUGUCCGAGUUGACAACGCGGUGCACGGUUGAUUCUGGGUAUACUAGUUUGUCAUUCGCUUUCCCGUCGACGUUAACCAGUGCCCCAACCAGGCUUGUGGGAGUCGACGAAAUGCAGAGUGAUCGGCAGAGAUCACAAGAACAGACCCUUAUGCAUCAACGGCAUGAUAGGGCGAUUGGUGAACCGCUUGGUAUGGUGGAGACUACUGCGGAGGCAAAUUUGAUGCCACUUAACGACACGGCAAGCGUACGCUCCGAGGCUGCUCAACCAAACUGGCCAGAUGAAAUUACGACCGCGUGUGGAGGCAAUGGGAUGAUGAGCUUGACGCUUGGCGAGCAAAGCUUUAACCAAGCUAUAGAGGAAAACAUUUCCAAAAAGACCAAAUCGAACAGACGCAAGCAACACAAGCUGGAAAUACGAAUGCGUUAUUUGCUGCAGAUUUUUUCUGAAGCAAACUGCUAUGAAUUUGCGCUAUUACUAUCUGUUCUGCUACUCGAUGUGGCGUCGGUGGGAAGGAUAACGAACGCUGCAAUACGAUCGAAAUCUCUUGUUGUUUGCAGGCAGCUUCGCAAUGGGCUAAAAGAUAUGACACGAUGGAGUUUCAACGAAUGCCUUGCAUACCGUCCGUUUAUGAUCGCAUUGCAGCCGCAACUGGCGGUAUUGGAUAAGUUUGUUAUACAGCAGGAAGCUAUUCCAUCGUUGAUGCACACGUCGACCGUUUCCGGCAUAGCUACCUUAUCACCGCUCGUCUUGGCGACCCCACAUUCUUUCCGAGAUUCCGAUGCCCCACCCACUGGAGGCUCGAGCACUGGAGGAAAAAACGCAAUUCAAACUCAAUUAGGUGACUCGAGGAACGUCGCAAACUGUAGUGUAAAUGGUCGCCACAACUCGGGCGGGACACUCGGGAGCAGUGUGGCUCUUUCGGGUGGUAGUGGCGCUGUUAUGAGCAGGAAUAGUCGUGUCAUCGGCGAUGGUGAAACGAGCAUACGUAGAGAAAGUAUUUCGCGAGAUUCCCUUGGUCCAAAGUAUACGACAGGUGGUCACACGUUUGCGAGGUCGGUGUCGGAUUUGGAAGUGGCCAACAUAAGAAAGAUAGCGCAAGGCAAACCUGUUUCCGAUAGUCGUUCGGUUGUAUCUGCCGUUAUUACUGAGGAACCAGAAAGAACGUGCAAUGUGAUGUAAAAUGUACUCAAAAAUAGGAGAAAAAGAAAGCACGGGUGCUUUUAGAAAAUAAUAUACAACUUAAGGGUAAUGAUCCAUAGGCGAAAAGAUAUUUAAUAUGUUACUAGCCCAAUUUCUCGUGUCGUAACUAUACCACGGUUACUAGUUCCGUCCAUUGGCGGUGCAAUUGGAAAUUCUGUCGUACUGUUAUUGAAUAGGAAGUAAAAUUAACUUUUAUCAAGUAAAAUACCAUAUACCUUUCAAGGGAUAUUCUACUUGAGAAAAUCGUCAAAAACGAUUAUAAAAUAUUUGUUAAUUUUCAAAACUGAAUUAACAAACUAACCUCCAAAAGAGUAAUUUGUUAACAACAGCCAGCGCGAGACAGUUAUGUCCACAGUGGUACUGCUACGAUUGCUCUCGUCACAUAGGCAACCUGUUUUCCAGAAUUAAAAAUAAAUUUCAUAUUAAUUGCAUCAAUAAGACAUUUUAGCCAUUGUCGCCGGCGUAUUAAAAAAACAAUACUGAUUUAAUAUUAAUAAAAUUGUUGUAAUUUGU